Messenger RNA from Acomys russatus (golden spiny mouse), 2908 nucleotides. RefSeq names its product ERCC excision repair 4, endonuclease catalytic subunit (gene Ercc4). The record is from RefSeq and is a predicted model, not a curated record. Gene Ontology annotation, biological process: nucleotide-excision repair involved in interstrand cross-link repair; double-strand break repair via homologous recombination; resolution of meiotic recombination intermediates. Gene Ontology annotation, molecular function: single-stranded DNA endonuclease activity; damaged DNA binding; single-stranded DNA binding. The transcript is spliced from 11 exons. The coding region runs from base 46 to 2796 and encodes 916 amino acids. Gene Ontology annotation, cellular component: nucleotide-excision repair factor 1 complex. NCBI's taxonomy places the organism in Eukaryota, Metazoa, Chordata, Mammalia, Rodentia, Muridae.
UCGGCUCUUUCCGUCCCCGUCUUCCGCUGCCCCGGAAGAGCGCCCAUGGAGAAGGGCCUUCCCGACAGACGCAAGGCCAUGGCUCCGCUGCUGGAGUACGAGAGGCAGCAGGUGCUGGAACUGCUCGACAGCGACGGGCUGGUGGUGUGCGCCCGCGGGCUCGGCGCCGACCGUCUCCUCUACCAUUUCCUGCGGCUGCACUGCCACCCAGCCUGCCUGGUGCUGGUGCUCAACACGCAGCCGGCCGAGGAGGAAUAUUUUAUCAGUCAGCUGAAGAUAGACGGAGUUGAACACCUCCCUCGACGUGUGACAAAUGAAAUUGCAAGUAACAGUCGCUACGAAGUCUACACACAGGGCGGCAUUAUAUUUGCAACAAGCCGGAUACUUGUGGUUGACUUCUUGACUGAUAGAAUACCUUCAGAUUUAAUAACUGGCAUCCUCGUGUACAGAGCGCACAGGAUCAUUGAGUCCUGCCAAGAAGCCUUCAUCCUGCGUCUCUUCCGCCAGAAAAACAAGCGUGGCUUCAUCAAAGCUUUCACAGACAAUGCUGUUGCCUUUGACACUGGUUUCUGUCAUGUGGAAAGAGUGAUGAGGAACCUCUUUGUGAAGAAGCUUUACCUAUGGCCAAGGUUCCAUGUAGCAGUCAACUCAUUCUUAGAACAACACAAGCCUGAAGUUGUAGAAAUUCACGUGUCCAUGACCCCCGCCAUGCUGGCCAUCCAGACGGCCAUCCUGGACAUCUUAAACGCCUGCCUGAAGGAACUGAAGUGCCACAACCCAUCACUGGAAGUAGAAGACCUGUCGCUGGAAAACGCUCUCGGGAAGCCAUUUGACAAGACAAUCCGCCAUUACUUGGACCCUUUGUGGCACCAGCUUGGAGCCAAGACUAAGUCCUUGGUGCAAGAUUUGAAGAUCCUGAGAACUCUACUGCAGUACCUCUCUCAGUAUGAUUGUGUUACAUUUCUUAAUCUUCUGGAAUCUCUGAGAGCAACAGAGAAGGCAUUCGGUCAGAAUUCAGGCUGGCUUUUCCUGGACGCUAGCACUUCCAUGUUCGUGAAUGCUCGCGCACGAGUUUAUCAUGUUCCCGACGCCAAACUGAGCAAAAAGGCCAAAACAUCCGAAAAGGUGACAAGUACAGAAGGGCAAGAAACAAAAAAGGAACUGGUCCUAGAAAGCAAUCCAAAGUGGGAGGCGCUAACUGAAGUCCUCAAAGAAAUCGAAGCAGAAAACAAGGAGAGCGAAGCCCUUGGUGGCCCAGGCCAGGUGCUGAUUUGUGCAAGCGAUGACCGCACGUGCUGCCAGCUGAGAGACUAUCUGACCGAGGGCGCAGAUGCCUUCCUGCUGCGGCUCUACAGGAAAACCUUUGAGAAGGACAGCAAAGCCGAAGAAGUGUGGCUGAAUUUUAGAAAGGGGGACGGCCCAAAGAGAACUAUGAAAUCUGACAAAAGAUCCAAAGAAGCCCAAAACAAAGAACGUGCUUCUACCAAAAAAGGGGCUCCCAAAAGGAAGAAGCGAGAGCUGACUCUGACGCAAGUGAUGGGGCCUGCUGAGGAGCCGCCAGAGGAAGGGGCUGAGGAGGAAAGCCGGCCCAGACAAGCAGGCAGUAGCACAGAAGGCUGCGGGGGAGAGAGACAGCACGAAUCCUUUGAUUUAAAUUUGUCAUCCGAUGCAGCCUAUGGCAUCCUCAAAGAGCCCCUGACCAUCAUCCAUCCGCUUCUGGGGUGCAGCGACCCCUAUGCCCUGACGCGGGUAUUGCACGAAGUGGAACCCAGAUACGUGGUUCUGUACGACUCAGAGCUCACCUUUGUCCGGCAGCUGGAAGUCUACAGGGCCAGCAGGCCUGGAAAACCGCUGAGGGUUUACUUUCUUAUAUACGGAGGCUCCACGGAAGAGCAGCGCUACCUGACCGCUCUGCGGAAAGAAAAGGAAGGUUUUGAAAAGCUCAUAAGGGAGAAAGCUAGCAUGGUGGUCCCUGAGGAACGGGAAGGCAGAGAUGAAAGCAACCUGGACUUAGCAAGAGGCACGGUGUCCACAGGUGCCCCCGCUGACACUAGGAAAGCUGGGGGCCAGGAGAGGAAUGGCACACAGCCCAGCAUCGUGGUGGACAUGCGUGAGUUUCGGAGUGAGCUCCCGUCUCUGAUCCAUCGGCGGGGCAUUGACAUCGAGCCAGUGACUCUGGAGGUGGGCGAUUACAUCCUGACGCCUGAGUUGUGCGUAGAGCGCAAAAGUGUGAGCGACCUCAUCGGCUCUCUGCACAGUGGCCGCCUGUACAGCCAGUGCCUGGCCAUGUCACGCUACUACCGGCGGCCCGUGCUGCUCAUCGAGUUUGACCCAGCCAAGCCCUUCUCCCUGGCGCCGCGUGGUGCCUUCUUCCAGGAGAUGAGCAGCAGUGAUGUGAGCUCCAAGCUUACCCUCCUCACCCUCCACUUCCCCCGCCUGCGGUUGCUCUGGUGCCCCUCACCCCACGCCACAGCAGAGCUGUUCGAGGAGCUCAAGCACAACAAGCCACAGCCUGAUGCAGCCACCGCCAUGGCCAUCACCGCAGACUCGGAGACGCUGCCUGAGUCGGACAGGUACAACCCUGGCCCCCAAGACUUCGUGCUAAAGAUGCCUGGGGUCAACGCCAAGAACUGCCGCUCCCUGAUGAAUCAGGUGAAGAACAUCGCAGAGCUGGCCACCCUGUCCCUGGAGCGGCUCACGAGCAUCCUGGGGCACUCAGGAAACGCUAAGCAGCUGCACGACUUCCUGCACACUGCCUAUGCAGACGUGGUGUCCAAAGGCAGAGUGAAGAAGUGACCGUCACUCAGAUCACUAUUUACUGAUCAUUUGCAUAGCAGUCCAUUCUUUCCCAGGGCUCUUAGGGCCUGGCAUUCUAUCCCCCAGGCCACUGGUCCAGAAGCCAGGAGUC